This is a messenger RNA of Pomacea canaliculata, 2340 nucleotides long. RefSeq names its product cytochrome P450 3A43-like. NCBI's taxonomy places the organism in Eukaryota, Metazoa, Mollusca, Gastropoda, Architaenioglossa, Ampullariidae. Bases 159 to 1712 code for a protein of 517 amino acids. Gene Ontology annotation, molecular function: oxidoreductase activity, acting on paired donors, with incorporation or reduction of molecular oxygen; heme binding; iron ion binding. The record is from RefSeq and is a predicted model, not a curated record. The transcript has 14 exons.
CCUGUCCAUGCCCGCCAUGGACUGAGUAUUGCUGGAGUGUCUGACAGGAAGGAUCUGUAUAAAUAAACAUUACUACCUUUGACUUCUCAACAUUAUUAUUGUGGGUAUCAUCCACACCCUCACUGCAGAGCUCGUAGUCUGGAGCCUACACCCUGACCAUGUCUACAACAGAAACUGGAAUUACGUUUCCAUGGCAACUGCCGCUGCUGCUGAUUGUGCUUGUGUUGCUGGUGUACCUGUACGGCAUCUGGACGUUCAGCACGUGGUCUCGCCUGGGCAUUCCAGGCCCCAGACCCUCCGCCUUCGUGGGUAACCUUGGUGACUUUCAAUCAAAGGGAUUUCUAGCAAGUUUUGAAGAAUGGAGGAAGACAUAUGGUAAGACUUAUGGCAUCUACUUCACUCGUCAGCCGGUGCUGGUCACGACUGACCCUGCCAUACUCAAAGAGGUCAUGGUGAAACAGUUCCACAACUUCACUGACCGUCACUUUAUCACGGCUGAACUAACACAAGACUACUUCAGGAGUAACCUUUUCCUGUCUGGGGGCGACACGUGGCGGCGCUACAGACUAGCAAUGGCGCCUUCUUUUACUUCCGGAAAACUGAAAGCAGUAAUGACUUACAUAACAAACUGCUGUCAAACUCUGACUUCGGUUCUGGAACAAAACGCCAAGGCAGAGGAUAUUGUUGAUCUGAAAGAUCUGUACCAGCGUUUCACGAUGGACGUGAUUGCGGGUACGGCUCUAGGACUGGAAACCAAGAUGUUGACAGACAAGCGACCGGAACAACAACAGAUGUUGUCGGCCAUGAACGAGGUUUUUGCCAGCACUGUGGCCGACUCCCUACCUGUCCGCCUCGUCGGAAUAUUCCCAGCUCUAGAAGCGCCUCUUCGCUGGUUGGGUUUCGUGGCCAUUCCUCCCAACGCUGCCAGCUUCUUCAAGACAUUGCUGGACUCUCUCAUUCGCCAGCGAGACAUCCACCCGACAGACUCUCACAAGCGAGUGGACUUCCUCCAACAGCUUCUUGACCUGAGGGUCAGGCCAGGUCAGCACGUGCAUGACGUCACGGAGGAACCUUUCGGGAAAAAACCCACAAAAUUGUUGACUCAGCAAGAGGUUGUCUCCCAGUGUUUCAACAUCGCUCUGGCUGGCUUCGAAACAACGGCCUCAGCCCUGAGAUUCUUGACCUACCACCUGGCCAUCCACCAGGACGUGCAAGACAAGGUGCUGGCCGAGAUCCAGCAGGUGAUUGGCGAGGAAGAAAUCAGUUAUGAACACCUGGCAGAACUCAAGUACCUGGACUGCGUAAUCCUGGAGACGCUGCGAAUGUAUCCCAGCACCCCACUCAUCGGACGACGCGCCGCCUCCACUGCAACCGUCAACGGCGUAACGAUUCCUCCCGGCGCCAGCGUCUUCAUCCCCAUCUACGCCGCUACCCACGACCCCACCAACUACCCCGAGCCCCACCUCUUCAAGCCUGAGAGGUUUGAGACUGUGCACCAAAGUAUCCUCUCCUUGCUUCCCUUCGGUCUGGGUCCUCGUCAGUGCAUUGGUAUGCGUCUGGCACUGCUGGAAAUCAAGAUGGCAGUCGCCCACGUCCUUCCCAGAAUUCAAUUCGCCCCCUGUGACCUCACACCGGCUAAUAUCAACUUUACGAACCGACUGCUGCUGCUUCCCACUGUCCCGAUAUGUGUCAGUGCCAAGCUACGCACGUGAUGCCGGCAACGCAUGAUCUCGUUGUCACGUGACGUGAAUACUCGCUGUCUUUAACACAGUACGCGCAACGCUAGCCGGGAUUGAACUUAUUUUCAUUUUAUUCACACAUUAUAUCCUUCCCCUUCCACCAGGGCUGCAGAAACUUGCACAACCACAUCACACUUUAUCGAUGCCGUAGAUCACCAUCCCUACUGUGAUCACUUAAACUCUGUCACCAAAUCACAGACAUGAUGUUUGCUGUAAUCACGUGAGACUCCAUCACUUAUCAAUUAAUCCUUUUUCUUUCAUUCUGGAAAAUUAUCACUAGAAUAUUGUGAAAUAUCCUAAUGCAGCCUCUUCUGCUUCACAAAACGCUUCUACUGAGAAAAAGUAGCCAUUUUAUAAACAUUAUUUGUAAUAGUUUUGAUAUCUUGUCAUUCUUUAGUAUCAGUUUUCCUUUUGUUGUAUAACACUGUACGUCUUAUAGGUAUUUUCUUGAACAUUUACUCAAGUUCUAUAUGAGAACAUUUUAUGGGUAAAUUAGUUUUUGUGCUUAAUUUCAGUUUGUUCAUACCCAUGAAGGGGUGACUAAAGAAAAUAAUUUUAUGUCCAAAAUAUCAUGAACAUAAUAAAGGUUGAAUGAAACAUU